UUAUUUCAUAAGACUUGUUGAAGUGUUUAGAAAAUUCAAAUGCGAUUCGUGAAUUCAGAAAGUUGGCGAGAAAGCGCCUGCGUGAAUCUGUAAAGUUGGUGAACCUGAACGGGGCCGGGGCCGGCUUUUGACGUGUCGCAGAUUAUUUGGAUGUUGGCUCGGUUGUCUGAAUUAUGGAAAAGCAGCUCACACGGCAUAAGACUCCGAGUAAAAUACACAAUACUACCGCAUAUUCGGCGUGUAUAAAGCACACAAGUGUGUGUCGAGUACUUAUAGCUACAUGAUAGUAUCGACGAGUGUCGUCGACUACUGCUGUGGCGCGGUGAGUUGUCUGUGUGCCAUUCUGUCUGCUGAUAAAUCGCUUCGUUGAUCGUGCCUGAAAGGUAGCAAUUUUAACUUAAACGAGGCAACGCCGCAGAAAACAUAAUACGUGGAGCAGAACAUUGUCGACGCCGAUCCGUAGCGAUCGAAUGGAAGGUUAAAAUUCGCUGUUGAUACAGAAAAACGAGCUGGGUGCGCGUGUGUUAUAGUGCGCCGCCAUGCAACCUUCGACGACGAAGACGCAAGCUGGUGCCCCGGCUCAAACGGCCGGCAAAAAAGUCCUCUUUCCUGAUAAAAAAGUCCCAGCCAAGCAGGUGAAAUCGUCUGGCUUGACCAACAUAGCUGGUCUCAAUUCCCUCAUCAUAUUCACGGUUCUUUUGCUUGCCUGGAUAUCUGGCUUCGCAUCCAGACUUUUUGCGGUCAUUCGUUUUGAGAGCAUCAUCCACGAAUUUGAUCCAUGGUUUAAUUACAGAGCAACAGCUUAUAUGGUAGAACAUGGUUUCUAUAAUUUCUUGAAUUGGUUCGAUGAAAGAGCAUGGUAUCCUUUAGGAAGAAUUGUUGGUGGAACAGUAUAUCCAGGACUUAUGCUUACUUCUGGAUCCAUACAUUAUAUCUUGCACUCAUUGAAUAUACCUGUUCAUAUCAGAGAUAUUUGUGUAUUUUUGGCCCCAGUAUUUAGUGGUCUCACUGCUAUAUCUACCUAUUUUCUUACAAAAGAAUUAUGGAGUUCUGGGGCUGGCCUAUUUGCUGCGUGUUUCAUUGCCAUUGUUCCUGGUUACAUUUCCAGAUCAGUAGCGGGUAGUUAUGACAAUGAAGGAAUUGCUAUAUUUGCUUUACAAAUAACAUAUUACUUAUGGGUCAAAUCAGUGAAAACAGGCUCCAUUUUAUGGGCUACAUUAACUGCCCUAUCUUAUUUUUACAUGGUUUCAGCAUGGGGAGGAUAUGUUUUUAUUAUAAACUUAAUACCUCUUCAUGUGUUUGCAUUACUUGUCAUGAAUCGAUUCAGUGUUAGAUUAUUCACAGCUUAUACAGUAUUUUACAUACUAGGUCUUUUAUUCAGCAUGCAAAUACCAUUUGUUGGUUUCCAACCAAUAAGAACAUCUGAACAUAUGGCUGCUGGUGGUGUAUUUUGUUUAAUGUUUCUCAUUGGGGGUCUAAAAUACUUAAGAACUUUCAUGACCAAAGCAGAGAUGAAAUAUUUUGGUGGCAUAGUUAUUGGUAUCACUCUAGUAUUUUUGACAGUUUUAAUUGGUCUGACAUAUGCUGGAUUUGUAGCACCAUGGAGUGGAAGAUUUUACUCACUUUGGGAUACAGGAUAUGCUAAAAUUCACAUUCCCAUUAUUGCUUCAGUAUCGGAGCAUCAACCAACGACUUGGUUCAGUUUCUUCUUUGAUCUACACAUAUUGGUUACAACUUUCCCAGUUGGUCUUUGGUAUUGUAUUAAACAUAUCAAUGACGAACGAGUGUUUGUGGUACUGUAUGCCAUUAGUGCUGUCUAUUUUGCAGGUGUUAUGGUUCGUCUUAUGCUUACCCUAACACCUGUAGUUUGUAUGCUAGCAGGCAUAGCAUUUAGUGGAUUACUUGAAUUGUAUUUAAAAGAAGAAGAUCGUGAAGAGAGUGGAACGAAUGCUGUAGAAGAAGAAAGUGAUGGUGAACAAGAACGUAGCCCAGGACGAGCUUUAUAUGAUAAAGCUGGGAAACUUAGACGUAUGAAACAUGAAAAGCCUAAAGGAAAUGGAGAUGGAUUAGGAGCCAAUGUGCGCAAUGCAGUUGUUAUUUUUGUACUGAUGCUUUUGAUGAUGUUUACAGUUCAUUGUACUUGGGUUACUAGCAAUGCCUAUUCCAGUCCUUCUAUUGUACUUGCUUCGUAUAGUAAUGAGGGAGGAAGAGCAAUCCUUGAUGAUUUUAGAGAAGCCUACUAUUGGCUAUCUCAGAAUACUCAUACUGAUGCUAGAGUUAUGAGUUGGUGGGAUUAUGGAUAUCAAAUAGCUGGAAUGGCAAAUCGCACUACUUUAGUAGACAAUAAUACAUGGAACAAUUCUCACAUAGCUCUUGUUGGAAAAGCAAUGAGCUCUAAUGAAAGUGCAGCUUAUGAAAUAAUGACGUCUCUAGACGUUGAUUACGUGCUAGUCAUAUUUGGUGGAAUGAUCGGUUAUUCGGGUGACGAUAUUAAUAAAUUUUUAUGGAUGGUUCGAAUCGCUGAAGGUGAACACCCUCAAGAUAUUCGUGAAAGUGAUUACUUUACUGAAAGAGGAGAAUUUCGUGUCGAUUCGGAGGCUUCACCAACACUUCUAAAUUCUCUCAUGUACAAACUAAGCUAUUACCGGUUUGGUGAAGUUAAAAUGGACUACCGAUCGCCAACUGGUUUCGAUAGAACCCGUAAUGCUGAAAUUGGAAAUAAAAAUUUCCAACUAACUUACUUGGAAGAAGCUUACACGACUGAGCACUGGCUUGUUAGAGUUUACAGGGUGAAAAAACCAAACGAAUUUAAUCGACCUAGAAUACCGAUCACGAAGCGUACCAUAAGUCGUCAAACGAGUUCAUACAUCAGCAGAAAAACUAGCAGAAAAAAGAAAGGAUAUAUCAAAGGACGACCAACUGUUGUCAAAGGACAGAAACCUCAAAAGAGAGCAUCGUCGUAACGUUAAAGCCGUUUUAAAAUUCUAAACAGUGUUUAUUAUGAUGCUGUAAAUACCACCAUGCCCUGGAUCUCUGGUUGUACUUCUUUUUUCACUAUUCUGAAAUUAUGCAAUUUCUAAUCGACACCUGCAUCAUGUACACAUCGUGUUCAUGUAUCAAAAAAAUUAGCUCAUAGUUUUUUAUACGGAUAACCGUCACAUCUUUUUUCAUAACUAAUAGUUUUGUAUGCAAUAAGUUAUUCUGGAUUGUGAUGCACUUCAACAGCACCUAGAGUAUAUUUUUACGAAUCUAGCUUGAAAGAUUCUAGAAGAUGUAAAACUUGAGUUAAUUAUCAGAACCGUAUAAAUGUAUAGGCAUAAAAAUUGAUCAUUUCAAUUGAAAAUUAAAAAAUUUUUAAAGUUUUUUAAAUUAAUUAUAAUGGAAAGUUAUUUUCUAUAAAUAAACACUGAAACGUAUAGAUAAAAGUUACUAUUUUUGCGCGAAGUGCUACAAUGAAAAUUAUAAUUCCUUCAUUUAACAUUGAGGCUUAUGACAUUCUUGAUCAUGAAUAUUUUUCGUGUUUAAAAUUCAACGGAAUCGUUCUUUCAAAGAAUGUAUCCAUAUUUAUUUUGAAUCUAAUUCAGUUCGUGAAGGGCUGAAUGCGUGUCUUACAAACACACACUUUGUUGUAUAAAAACUUGUUAUGAGAUAGAUAUUUAAAAUGAAA
Messenger RNA from Trichogramma pretiosum, 3667 nucleotides. RefSeq names its product dolichyl-diphosphooligosaccharide--protein glycosyltransferase subunit STT3B (gene Stt3B). The record is from RefSeq and is a predicted model, not a curated record. The transcript has 7 exons. The coding region runs from base 540 to 2963 and encodes 807 amino acids. NCBI's taxonomy places the organism in Eukaryota, Metazoa, Arthropoda, Insecta, Hymenoptera, Trichogrammatidae. Gene Ontology annotation, cellular component: membrane. Gene Ontology annotation, biological process: post-translational protein modification. Gene Ontology annotation, molecular function: dolichyl-diphosphooligosaccharide-protein glycotransferase activity.